AUGAGAUUGCUCGGCAAAGGCGUCAAAUUCCUGGAGAUGCAGUUGAAGGAUCCACAAUUAUAUUUCAAGGCAUGUCACGAUUCAAGAGGUUUGUUACGUAAUUUGUUCUGGUCUAAUGAGAUUAGCCAACUAGACUACCGACUCUUCGGGGAUGUUAUUGCUUUUGAUGCUACGUACAAGAAGAACAAGUAUAAUUGUCCAUUAGUAAUAUUCAGCGGGGUUAACCACCACAACCAAACAACUAUUUUUGCUGCUGCGUUAAUCGCGGACGAAACUACUGAUACAUAUGUUUGGCUCCUGCGUCAGCUCAUGUUUGCAAUGAGGGGCAAGACCCCGACCUCAAUCAUAACUGAUGGGGCCAUGGCGAUUAGGAAUGCAGUGAGAGAUGUAUUUUCCGAAGUCAGACAUAGAUUAUGCACUUGGCACCUUAUUCGAAAUGCAACUAGCAAUGUUGGAAAUCCAUCGUUUACAUCUAAAUUUAGAAAAAUCAUGACAGGAGACUACGAGAUUCCCGUGUUUAAGCGUAAGUGGGUUCAGCUUAUUGAAGAAUUUGGCAUUGAGGAUAAGCCGUGGGUGAUCAACAUGUACGAAGAGAAGCAUAUGUGGGCUACUGCAUAUCUAAGAGGAAAAUUCUUUGCUGGCUUUAGAACUACAUCAAGAUGUGAAGGUUUACACUCAGUUGUGGGAAGGUAUGUGGGGUCGCGGUAUGAUUUGACAAGUUUUGUAGAGCAUUUUCAAAGGUGUGUAGCACACAUGCGCUUUAACGAAUUUAAUGCUGAUUAUGAAUCUACACGUGGGGUGCCCGUCAUGCAAACUUGUAUAGAGCUGCUAGAGAGAUAUGCUGCUGAGUUAUACACUCAUGAGAUAUUUCUUUUCUUUCGGCCAUUUCUCUCCAGAGCUGGAUCAAUGCGGGUUCUGAACAUAGAUAAUACCGAUGAUUGCAUAAAGUACAUUGGAUGCCUGUUUUGUACAGAGAGCUUGGUCGGAGUUACGGAAUCAUUAUUCAGACUGAGUUGUGAUAUCAUUGUUUCAAUGCGACUUACAGAUUCAAGGAUUUUAUCAAUUAUUUCGUCCCGAGCCAUGUUUUCAAUUCUCAUUAACUGCAAAAAAGAAUGGUAA
Arachis stenosperma is the source of this 1119-nucleotide messenger RNA. Its product is annotated as protein FAR1-RELATED SEQUENCE 5-like. The transcript has a single exon. Gene Ontology annotation, biological process: regulation of DNA-templated transcription. The coding region runs from base 1 to 1119 and encodes 372 amino acids. Lineage: Eukaryota; Viridiplantae; Streptophyta; Magnoliopsida; Fabales; Fabaceae. The record is from RefSeq and is a predicted model, not a curated record.